AUGAAACAACCGCCUGGGUAUGAAGAUCCCGCGCAUCCCGACCAUGUUUGCCAUCUGCAACGAUCUCUUUACGGGUUGAAGCAAGCUCCGCGGGCCUGGUUCAAACGUCUCCACGACUUCUUAUUAUCUGCAGGUUUCUCGGCAUCCAAAACCGAUGUGUCCCUGUUUCACUACUCGGCUCACACCUCCCGAGUGUUUCUCCUAGUAUAUGUGGACGACAUCAUCAUGAUCGGCAACGACGCUACGUUGGUUGACUCAUUGCUCCAACGACUGUCUUCCACUUUCAAAAUUCGAGACCUUGGCACACCAAGUUUCUUUUUGGGGAUUGAGACACUCACGGUGUCUGACGGCAUUCUACUCUCUCAGCGUCGUUACAUGGAGGAUAUAUUACACAGGGCCGGGAUGACCGAUUGCAAACCUCUUGCCACUCCGGCAGCGAUCACUCAAACUGUGUCGCCGACAACGACGUUGUUUGAUAAUCCCACGCAAUAUCGGCGUCUCGCUGGUGCACUCCAGUAUCUCACCAUCACCCGACCCGAUUUGUCUUAUGCCGUGAACCGCCUGUGUCAGUUUAUGCAUGCGCCCACCAAAGAACAUUGGGGUCUCCUCAAACGUGUACUGCGCUAUGUAAAAGGGACUCUAGACUAUGGGUUGAGGUUAACGAAGUCUAUCUCUUACGAUGUCCAUGCCUACUCGGACUCUGACUGGGCUGGGUGCCCCAAUGACCGGAAGUCUACAAGUGGAUACGCGGUCUUCCUCGGCACCAAUCUGAUCUCCUGGGUAUCUAGAAAACAGCGGACCGUUGCGCGCUCUUCGACAGAAGCAGAGUAUAAAGGCUUAGCGGAUGUCGCAGCAGAGGUUACUUGGGUAGUGUCACUUCUUCGUGAACUCGGUCUGCACUCUGGCGCACCAGCCACCCUAUGGUGCGAUAAUCUCGGAGCUACUUAUUUAGCAGCCAAUCCAGUCUUUCACGCCCGCACGAAACAUGUGGAAAUAGAUUUUCACUUUGUUCACGACAAGGUGGCAUCUGGGGAGUUUUUGGUCAACUUCGUCUCUACGAAAGAUCAGCUUGCAGACAUCUUCACGAAGCCGCUUCCAGCUAUUCGGUUCGCGACCCUCAGAGACAAGCUCAAUGUGAUGCCACACACACCUUGUGCUUGA
Messenger RNA from Ipomoea triloba (trilobed morning glory), 1161 nucleotides. RefSeq lists its product as uncharacterized. The transcript has a single exon. Lineage: Eukaryota; Viridiplantae; Streptophyta; Magnoliopsida; Solanales; Convolvulaceae. Bases 1 to 1161 code for a protein of 386 amino acids. The record is from RefSeq and is a predicted model, not a curated record.